Messenger RNA from Talaromyces proteolyticus, 2154 nucleotides. RefSeq lists its product as uncharacterized. The record is from RefSeq and is a predicted model, not a curated record. NCBI's taxonomy places the organism in Eukaryota, Fungi, Ascomycota, Eurotiomycetes, Eurotiales, Trichocomaceae. The transcript has a single exon. Bases 1 to 2154 code for a protein of 717 amino acids.
AUGGCUCUCCACGUGCCCGAGGCCGGCCUGUCGCUCUGGCGUGGGGAUCUGCCCGGCAACGCCUCUCCAGACCCUCACUCGAAGCCGAACCAGAUAAUGCGUCUCAAUCUCGCCCAAAAUACACUGGACGAACUGGUCGACGCCCUCAGAAAGGACCAGAAAGCUCGCCUACGAUUAGGCAAACACCAAACCCUCUACUACGGCUCCAAGUCUCAGCAUUUCCACUCCUCCAUCGAGCACCAGCGGUCCGAACUCUAUCGAACCAACGCCUCCGACCGAGGGAAUCUAUACUUUUCUGGCCUUCUCAGUCAUAGUCUGGAGGUGCAAAAAGCAAAAGAAGCGACCUCCGCUACAGACGAAGCCCUGGCCAAUCUGGAGCAAAGCUUAAGUGCCUUUGAAAGAGGCAAGGAGUCCAAGAAAACACAGCUGGUAAACCUCAAACCCGAUGGCAGGCGGUCUCACGGCAGAGCCCUUCUAAGCAAGACCGAUCUCGAGAAGGAACGCUUCUUCAACAACCGUUCAAUCCCCAACAGUCCCUCAUUUGGGGCAGCUCGUUCCCCGGCUUCUAUCCCUGCCGUCACUCCCACCUCAGCCCCACCCUCACACAACAAACGGAAAGUUCGCAUCGAUGCUUUGAAAGUACCGUUUAUGCACCUGCUAGCCGUCACUCCAGUGUCUGUUAAAUACCUUGCUCAGACAACUCGCUCGUCACAAGAGGACUGUCUUGAGCUGGCGCGGAAAUACGGAGUGGAGAAUCGAAUUGACCCCUCCAAAUUCAACCUCAAAGACAGAUACUACAAAGAACUAGAUAUUUGGAAUUUCCCCUAUCCUAACGAGGCCGACCGAUCAUCAGCAAUUGAAAGUGCCAUUUCGGCCUUUGAUCGACAACGCAUUUCCCCUUCAGACAAGCUCUGGCAAAUGCUGAAUUCGAAAGAAGAGAAAGCAAGAGGCGUUUGCAAAUCAAGACUGAAGCUACAAACUGGUCCACAACCACCGCAAAUUAAAGUCCACGCAUCUGAAGAAGCUGGGAAGGAAGCGUUGAAAGAAGGUUACAAUACUGGCAACGAAACUGAUCGCACGAAUGGGCGAUUGACGCCGACAACUCCAGCUCCUACAAAAACAAUGCAGUCAAAGAAGAAGAGUGCCCCUGCCAAGUCUAAGAAUACUACCCUAGCAGGGCGGGUAACCAAAAAGACCGACAAGAAGGCUCCUGCAAAAUCUGAGGGGAAAUUCAAAUCCGCCGAGUUUGUCCACGAUUCAGAUGAAGACAUCGAUAUGGCGGAAGCUGCGCCUUUAGCUUCCCCCCCCACUCCUCCUGCUAAGAAGCCUACAACUUCGACAGAAACGACUAAAGUGGCGGAAAGUAGCAAAACAACAGAAGCUAGCAAAACGACAGAAGGCAGCAAAGCAACGGCUAAAGCGAAGCCAGACGCCAAGAUUGCAGCUGCCAAAGCAAGUACCACGACACGCUCUCCAGUCGUCAAACCCCAAGUCACAAUGGAGCCACGUCCACGGAGUAUCAAAACAGUUCCUGUUACCUCCAACAACACCUCCUCAAAGACACUGUCUGGACCUCGCUCGACAAAGCCUACAUCACCUGUGAAACCCUCUCCACUGGCAUCUUCACCCCCGACCAAUGCAUCCGACUUUGGCAACUCUACACAUAAUUCGGGUCAGACGAGUUCAUCUAGUUCUUCGCCGUUAAUGGCACAGAUAUCAAAGCAACCAAAGACAAAGCCAGCACCGAUUGCGAAGCCGAAAGAUAGCGUGCGGUCCAAUGGAACAGCUAAGCCUUCGUCCGACAGAGCAAACACUCUGAAACGAAAGACUUUACCUGAGCAGACACCAGCCGGCCGUAUGAACGGACACAGCGACGAUAUCAAACGUCGGCGACCAAUGUCUCCAGCUGGUACCAGCUCUGGCAGUGCAUCACCGCCACUUAACCGGGACCAACUUCGGCAACAACUGCGGCAAAAAUCAAUGGAUUUCAAAAAGCUAUACUCCAAGUACCGCAGCCUGCACGAUUCUGUUGCGAACCAAAUGGACCCUACGCCGUCUGAUUUGAGCCGCUUGAAGCAAAUGCAUGCUCGGGUACAGCGAACAAAGAAGGAAAUCUGGGACGAAGACCGGAGAUUACGGGGAUACCAAGGGUGA